UCAAAUAGUCAAAGGCUCUGCAUACUCACCUGUCAAAAAUACAAUAGGGAAUAUGAGGAGCAUGUCUCUCCUUAGAGAAAUCACUCCAAAGCUAAAAGGCUUCUGUGUUUCAGCACAGGACAUCUUAGACCGAUGUGCAGGACAAAUUAUGGCAGAAAUUGAACAGGGUUUGGAGAAACACUAUAAAGAAGUUCUCAAUGUUUCGUCUGCUGAUUCCCACAGGAUGGGAUUAAAACCCAUCACAUUCGCUCGUCAGGUCCUGGCCGCCUGUUUCUACCCCUCCCUCCUGAAUGAUGAGAGUAUACCCUUGGAUGCAAGAGAGAGGGCACAAAGGCUUCUGGGGGAAUGUGAAGGAGGGAGCAUAGGAUCAUACACUGCUGAACGUGGGAUUAAAAAAAUCCAGGCCUCCAUAUGUAAAUUUAUCACCAAACGCGAUGGUGUUGUUUCUGAUCCUGAAAACGUCUACAUCACAAAUGGGUCCCAGGCGUCCCUCAUAAUUGUACUGAAACUGCUGGUUCAGAGUGAGGGUUCUCUGAAGACCGGGGUUCUUACUCCUGUACCAUCUCACUCCACCUUUAGCCUGGCAGUGGCUGCUCAGGGAGGACUUGUGGUGCCUUACUACCUGUGUGAGGAGCAGGGAUGGGCAGUGCAGCUUGAAGAACUGCGCCGAGCCCUGCACACAGCUAGGGGGCAAUGCAACCCAACAGUGUUAUAUGUCAUCAAUCCAGGAAGUCCAACGGGUCACGUGCAGAGUAAGGACUCAAUUGCUGAAGUGAUUCGCUUUGCUGCAGAAGAAAGGCUCUUCUUAAUGGUAGAUGAGGGGCAUCAGGACAAUGUCUAUGGGAAAGGAAUUGAGUUUUAUUCAUAUAGAAGAGUGCUGAAUGAAAUGGGCCCCCCAUUCUCCAGCACCGUGGAGCUGGCCUCCAUUAACUCCAUUUCUAAGAGUGUCAUUGGAGAGUGUGGUCUGCGUGGAGGCUAUUUGGAGUUGGUGAACCUUGACCCUUUAGUGAUUCCGUACAUCUACAGAUUCAUCUCCAUGAAUGGGUGUGCAUCGUUGUCUGGACAAAUCACUGUGGAUGUGAUGGUUGACCCUCCACAACCCACACAGCCUUCGUAUGAGCUCUACACUCAAGAGGUUCAGUCAAUUAAGAGCACAAUAAAGAAUAAUGCCCAGAAGACCCUGGAGCUUCUCAGUGGCCUACCUGGAAUCAGCUGUCAGCCAGUGAAUGGAGGAAUUUUUGCCUUCCCACGUCUACAUUUGUCCCAGUCUGCAAUAAAACAUGCCAAGGAGAAGCAGCUGGAGCCAGACUUGCUGUACUGUUUGCUUUUGCUGGAGGAUGAAGGCUUGUGUGUGGGAGCUGGAUGUGUGCACGGACAAAAAAAGGGAACCUACCACAUCAGGAUUUCCCUGGCAACUCAAGAGGAGACCAUGAAGGACGUGCUGCAGAGGCUGAAGAGUUUCCACCUCCGCUUCAUCAAAGAGUUUCCCUGAUCAGCCACACUGGCAUAAACAUGAGAAAUCAUGAAAAAAAUAAUAUUCUUAUUAGUAUUUCCUAUGGACAUAGUUUCUGGGACUGUAUUCUGAGUUGGUGACUAAAGUCCAAAAGUUAAGUCAAUAUUUGUGUACAUUCAGAGUCCUGUUGCUUCAGUUGAUUUUCUGGACUCCGUAUUCUGAGUAUGGAAAUUACCAGGUUGGCAGAUUUUUCUUGAAUUCAGGGUCAGACACGCCUCUGUAAUACUCAAACUUCACAUGCAUGUGCAAAUCUCGCACAACUUCCGAAUAGCAAUCGAGCCCAUAAUUAUGUCUGAAGUCUGUAUACUAAUGUGUGCAAUGUCUGUAUUGAAACCUCAAAUCCUCGACUCUGAAUACAGCCCUCAGUCUCUAUCCCCGACAGUCAGUAAGAAAAUGCACCGCCAUAAUGUUUUACUGUUCGACACUUGUUAUAUUUUAGCAUUAAUUAUAAUCAAAUAAAUGUAAUAAAUUAACUCACUUUCA
Pangasianodon hypophthalmus (striped catfish) is the source of this 1996-nucleotide messenger RNA. Its product is annotated as alanine aminotransferase 2. The coding region runs from base 53 to 1492 and encodes 479 amino acids. Gene Ontology annotation, biological process: biosynthetic process. The record is from RefSeq and is a predicted model, not a curated record. Gene Ontology annotation, molecular function: pyridoxal phosphate binding; L-alanine:2-oxoglutarate transaminase activity. The transcript is spliced from 11 exons. Lineage: Eukaryota; Metazoa; Chordata; Actinopteri; Siluriformes; Pangasiidae.